Messenger RNA from Haliotis rufescens (red abalone), 591 nucleotides. RefSeq names its product 60S ribosomal protein L21-like. Gene Ontology annotation, molecular function: structural constituent of ribosome. The transcript is spliced from 5 exons. Lineage: Eukaryota; Metazoa; Mollusca; Gastropoda; Lepetellida; Haliotidae. The coding region runs from base 75 to 557 and encodes 160 amino acids. The record is from RefSeq and is a predicted model, not a curated record. Gene Ontology annotation, cellular component: cytosolic large ribosomal subunit; ribosome. Gene Ontology annotation, biological process: translation.
CAAAAAGAAAUUCGCCUCGCGAGAUCACGCGUAACAUCCUUUCCUGACGGCCAUUCCUCAAAGCAGGCCUAAACAUGACGAACACAAAGGGAUACAGGCGCGGUACGCGUUACAUGUUCUCGAAGAAAUUCAAGAAACAUGGAGUUAUCCCACUGUCAACCUAUAUGAAGAUUUACAAGAGAGGGGACAUUGUGGAUAUUAAGGGAGACGGUGCUGUUCAGAAGGGAAUGCCGCAUAAGUUCUACCAUGGGAAGACAGGCAGAAUCUUCAAUGUCACGCCCCAUGCUGUUGGUGUAAUUGUCAACAAGCAGAUUGGUAACCGCAUCAUCCCCAAGAGGAUCAACGUGCGAGUGGAGCAUGUUAAACACUCCAACUGCAGACUCGACUUCCUCAAGCGUGCUGCAGAGAACGACCGUGCCAAGAGGGAGGCCAAGACCACUGGCAUCAGGAUCGAGUCCAAGAGACAGCCCAAGCAGCCCCGAACUGCCCACUUUGUGAGGACACGCUACAACAAGCCCCAGCUGGUGGUACCGAUCCCAUACGAGAUCAUGGCCUAAUAUAACUGCGUGAAAUAAAAAAAUAUGAAAAUUA